UCAAUUUUUUGCAUUUUGGUCAACUGUUGGACUAGACUUUCCUUAAUGUUGUCUGCGCAGUUCCCUCCAAUUCAGCCAGGCAAAACAUCUCUGCUGCACUGUUUUGUCAACAAAAUGGUUUACAAGAAUAAAUCACAAAUUUUAAUCAACUUAAAUGCCCUUAAACUUAAAUGUUUAAAUGCUUCUGUGAUUACAGAUCCCAACAGGAGAGACAUUGUUUUUUUGCUUGAUGGUUCUGACAAUUCUGAACAGAGAUUCUCAGAUAUUAAGGACUUUGUCCAGAGAAUAGUGGCGGACCUAAACAUUGAUACAAACAAAGAUCGUGUGGCUGUGGUCCAGUACAGCAACACGGCAGAGGUUAAUUUCAACUUGAGACAGUACUCAGCAAUGGAUGAUGUUCUUGAUGCAGUAAGAGGCCUAAGUCACAAAGGAGGUUAUCCUCACAACAUUGGAGUGGCUCUUCAGUAUGUGAGGGACAAUGUAUUUACUUCUGAAUCAGGAAGCAGACUCCUUGAGGGAGUUCCACAGAUUCUCAUAGUACUAAGUGGUGAAAGAUCUGGAGACGACAUAAAAACUGCGGUCAGAAUGUUAAAAGAGAUUGGUGUCAUCUCAAUCGCCAUUGGAACAACUGACGCAGACACCAUAGAGCUUCAGACGAUAUCUCAUGAACCCAAUUAUGCACUCUCAAUUACUAAUUAUGAGGAGCUUUCUACUACUAAGCAGGAUGUGUCUUCAUUGUUAAGAGAGGCUUCCCACCACGUAAAGGAAACCACUCCUACAGCGAGUUUUGAUUCUAAGAAACAAGAUGUAGUUUUUCUGAUUGAUGGAUCAUAUGACUCACGAAAUGGCUUUGAAGAGAUACGAGGCUUUGUUGGAAAAAUUGUUGAAAGUUUAAGUCUAGGUGAAAACAGAGAUCAAGUUGCUGUUGUUCAAUACAGCCGUGAUGCCACACCCAAUUUCUACUUGAAUUCCUAUUCAUCCAAGAAUGAUGUGCUUAAUUCCAUUGGAACGAUGAGGCAUAAGUUGGGAAGACCUCUCAACAUUGGCAAAGCACUUGAGUUUGUCAGAGACAAUGUCUUUGCUGCUUCAGUUGGAGGAAGACGUGCUGAAUCAGUCCCUCAGUAUCUGUAUGUAUUUAGUGGUGGGAGAUCAGGGGAUGAUGUCAGAGGACCAGCGCAGUCACUCAAAGAAAAUGGAAUAAAGACUUUUAGUAUUGGAACAAAGAAUGCAGAUACAUUGGAAAUGCAAACCAUCUCUUUCACGCCAGCACAUUAUUUUUAUGUCACAAACUUUAACAGUCUCCAAAGUAUACAUCCAUCUCUGGAAGCCACAUUGAGAGGUGCUCAGGAAACAACUGAUUUUCCAAGUAUUGACACUUCCAUAAUUUCAGAAUUAAAACUCCAGAGUGCAGAUAUUGUUUUUCUCCUUGAUGGAUCUGAUAAUAUGAGAGCAAGUCAAAGACACAUUUUGGAUUUUGUCAGAGAGUUUGUCAAGCAAAUAGAAAUUGGGCCAAACAAAGUACAAAUUGCUUUGACUCAGUACAGCACAGAGCCCACUAUUGAUUUUCUCCUGAACACAUACUUCCUGAAAGAUGAUGUCUUAAGUCAUUUGAGCAUUGUGGAACUGAAAGGAGGGCUCUCUUUGAACACUGGUGUAGCCCUUGAUUAUGUGAAGAACAAUGUGUUCACUGCUUCAUCUGGAAGCAGAGCCCAGCUGGGAAUCCCACAGAUACUGAUUCUCAUAAGUGGGAGAAGGUCAGAAGAUGAUGUCCUAGGUCCAGUGGACAGGCUGAGAAAUGCCGGAAUUGUUCUUUACAACGUUGGAGUGUAUAAUGCAGACAGGUUGGAGAUGGAGCAAUUAGUAGACAAUCCUAGAGCCAGAUAUUUUAUCAAGGAGAAUUCUGACUUUCCACUUGUGAGGGAACAAUUGCUCUCAGUGAUUGCAUCUCACAAAGGCACUGUCCACCAUGGUAUAGGUUCAAGCUCAAGUAUCAAAAGAGAUAUUGUCUUUCUCAUUGAUGGAUCUGAUGAUGUCAGGAGUAGAUUCUCUGCUGUACGUGAAUUUGUUGCAAACAUGGUUGAAAGCUUUGACCUGGACAAAGGAAAAGAUAAGGUUGCUGUUGUACAGUAUAGCAACAAUGCUGAACUCAGUUUCAGUCUGAAUACCUAUAACUCAAAAGAUGAUGUUCUUAAGCACAUUGCGAGCCUAAAACUGAAAGGUGGAAGGCCUCAGUAUAUUGGAGCAGCACUGCAGUUUGUGAAGGAUAAUGUCUUUGUUUCAAAUGCUGGUGGUCGACAUAAUGAAGGUGCAAAGCAAAUGCUCAUUGUGUUGGCUGGAGGAAGAUCUAGAGAUUCUCCCCGAGGCCCAGCAAGUAUGCUCAAGGCUGCAGGGGUUGUCACAUUUGCAAUUGGAUCGAGAAUGUCAAAUUCAGCAGAGAUGCAAAUCAUUUCAUCUGAACAAAAUUAUGCUUACUCAGUCCCUGACUUUGUAAAUCUCCCACACAUUCAACAAAAUUUGAUGGGUCAUCUUACUCAAAUGGGAGUUAAGGAAGAAACUAAAGCAGGUAAGAAUGCAGAUUAAUUGUUUUUUUUUUUU
Messenger RNA from Larimichthys crocea (large yellow croaker), 2595 nucleotides. RefSeq names its product collagen alpha-3(VI) chain-like. The transcript has 4 exons. The record is from RefSeq and is a predicted model, not a curated record. The coding region runs from base 46 to 2580 and encodes 844 amino acids. Lineage: Eukaryota; Metazoa; Chordata; Actinopteri; Sciaenidae.